Messenger RNA from Colletotrichum lupini, 6321 nucleotides. RefSeq names its product PLU-1-like protein. The coding region runs from base 1 to 6321 and encodes 2106 amino acids. The transcript has 13 exons. Gene Ontology annotation, molecular function: histone demethylase activity; DNA binding. The record is from RefSeq and is a predicted model, not a curated record. Lineage: Eukaryota; Fungi; Ascomycota; Sordariomycetes; Glomerellales; Glomerellaceae. Gene Ontology annotation, cellular component: nucleus. Gene Ontology annotation, biological process: chromatin remodeling.
AUGAAAAACACAAGCUCUCGUUAUUUCAAUCGCUACUGCUAUCGCUACACUACGGGUGCGAUGCCGAUGCAUGUUGUCCACGUCCCAUGUCUACUCCCACACAUUGCAUCGCACCUGCCUUGCAAGUUGCCGCGCCUGGCCUUGCCAUUUUCCUCUUGGACGCACCAGCACAGCACAUUUACUUCAGGUCCCAUUUCCGUCCAUGUUCGCCCACCCCAAGCAGUUACCUCCAGGUUCCCUCUCUUUCCUCCCACGUUGCCGGCCAUCUCCAUCUCUUCUAAGGUAGGUACUCGCUUUUCCCCGUUCAUUCGGUUCUUUCCCUUCUGCGUCCACUUCCAUGUCCGUCCACCCGGCCCGCCGUUCAGUUCCUAUCCACACCACAACCGACCUGCACCUUCCCUUUCCCUUCCCUCACCUUUAUCCACACUUCCCACUUCACAUCGUUUCCUCCCCCCAAACCCCAGCUUCCCUCCUACAUCUCAUUCUCAUGACUCGGAUCCUCUCCUAAUCCGGUCAUCAAAAGGUACCAAACGCCUCCCCCAAACCCCAGCUUCUUUGCUUGUCGCCGCUAGGUACCCCGUUGAUCAUACUCUCCCUCGCAACCGAUCUCUGUCUGAUGCGCUUUAUCCAGAUCUGUCAUGCGACAAUAUCCAUAGCCCGCCCGUCUACAUCCGCUCGAAUGAUCUCUCACGGAAUCCGCCGUCUACCCGAAUACCUGUGACUGCGACAGAACCGAAAACCGUCGAUCGUCUAUCUGCAAUCCCUAUCUGCAGUAUGGUGUCUGCACCUACAGCCGGCGGCACCGCUGCCAACGGCACGGGAAGCGGGAAUGCGAGCUCGCGAGGCUCUCCAGCCGUCGGCUCGAACACAGCCUCGGCCAAAUCCAAGGCCGCCCAGGUCAACUCCAACGGCUACCACCCGACGAACCCUCAGGUUCCUCUCAGCUCGAUGCGAAGCACUCCUCUAGAACUCACCUCAGUCGAACGACGGGGCCAACCGACAGCGAUCAAGGAGCCGGUCAAGAAGAAGUCCCGCCCUCAUGGCCUUGAGGAUGCGCCCACAUACUGCCCGACGGAGGAGGAGUGGAAGGACCCGAUGGAGUACAUCAAGAAAAUCUCCCCGGAAGCUAGGAACUACGGAUUGUGCAAGAUCAUUCCGCCCGACUCUUGGAACCCGGACUUUGCAAUUGAUACAGAGGUUCGUCUUCAUUUUUCGCACCCGAGAGGGCCUGCUCAGAUGCUGUUGCGAUGCCUGAGAUUCCAUUUCAGAACCCGUAAACAGGAGUUGAACUCGGUCGAAGGAAGCACCCGGGCAAACAUUUCGUACUUGGACGCGUUGGCCAAGUUCCACAAGCAGCAGGGCAGUAACCUGCAUCGUCUUCCGUAUGUGGACAAGAAGCCUCUCGACUUGUACCGUCUGAAGAAGGCCGUUGAGGCUCGUGGCGGCUUUGACAAGGUCUGCAAACUGAAGAAGUGGGCCGAGAUCGGUCGUGACUUGGGAUACAGCGGCAAGAUAAUGUCCUCACUGUCCACCUCAUUGAAGAACUCAUACCAGCGAUGGCUUUGCCCAUACGAGGAGUAUUUGAGGCUCGCCAAGCCCGGAGUGCACCAGCAACUCGAGUACGAGAAUGGAGGACCCUACACCCCAAGCCCAGCGGUCACUCCGAUGAAACGAUCCAACGUCAAUACUCCAUCGAGCGCCCGAGGCGACUCGCCGGCCCGCCACGCGUCAGAUGCCCUGCAAGCAAGCAUCAAUGGCCUCAAAAAGGAGGCUGACCGAGAUACUCCUAUGGCCGAUGCACCCCCGACACCCGCGCCCGCGCCCGCCCCUGUCACCUCGGGCUUCAAGGCCAUCAACACGGGUGGCUUUACUGCGGUAAAUUCCGGCUUCAAGAGUGUCAAUCGACCUGCUCCUCAGGCUCAACAGGAUGAGGUGGCUAGUACUCCGCCCCCGAAAUCGUUCAGUCCAGCCAAUUCGGCAAAGAACACGCCCGACUAUCGGCCUUCAAAUCUCGGUCCAGCCGCUCUCAAACGGCAAAUCAGUUGUGAAAGCCUCGAUCUUGCAAAGAAGGAUUCUGGAACAGACAAGGACGACGGAGACGGUGGAAAUAGCAGACGGAGUAAGCGUCUGAAGAAAGUACCGGCCAGCACCAUCGUUCCAUGUUGGUGGCUGCGUUGCCAGCUGUACUUGACCAUCACGGCGGGCUCCGCAUGCAGCGAUGAACCACAUGCAUGGAAUUUACAAGGAUUCCAUUGGCUUCAAAGACUCUUUUCCCCAAUUGAGCGAGGCAACCAUACUGUGCCUACCGUGGCAGGAUCUCACAUGUCUCUGUUCCGUCCUUCCGUGCCCAGAAUUCCCCGAGAUGAGGCCUUGGCUCCUGGCGAGAAAUGUGAGCAGUGUGGCAAGGCGGAAGAAGCCGGUGCCCUAAUCGUCUGCGAGUCCUGUGACCACGCAUACCAUGGGACCUGUCUCGAUCCUCCCCCUAAGCACAAGCCCGACUCCGAAUGGAACUGCCCGAGAUGUCUGGUCGGUGACGGACAGUACGGAUUCGAGGAGGGCGGCUUGUAUUCCUUGAAACAAUUCCAGCAGAAGGCGGCCGAUUUCAAGCAGGGCUAUUUUGAGAAGAAGAUGCCCUUCGACCCCGUUCUCAACUGCCAUCGCCCAGUCACGGAGGAAGACGUCGAGACUGAGUUCUGGCGUCUCGUUGCCGACAUUGAGGAGACUGUGGAGGUCGAGUAUGGUGCCGACAUUCAUUGCACAACUCACGGCUCCGGCUUUCCAACCGUCGAGAGACAUCCCAACAAUCCUUAUUCGACCGACCCCUGGAAUCUCAACCUGCUCCCUCUCCACCCUGAAAGUCUGUUCAGGCACAUCAAGUCAGACAUCUCUGGCAUGACCGUGCCGUGGGUGUACGUCGGCAUGAUCUUCUCGACUUUCUGCUGGCACAACGAAGACCACUAUGCCUACUCUGCCAACUACCAGCACUUUGGCGCAACCAAGACUUGGUAUGGUAUUCCGGGUGAGGACGCCGAGAAGUUCGAGGCCGCGAUGCGUGAAGCCGUUCCUGAGCUCUUCGAGACUCAGCCUGACCUUUUGUUCCAACUGGUCACCCUUUUGACCCCGGAGCAGCUGAAAAAGGCUGGCGUCAGGGUUUAUGCACUCGAUCAGCGCGCGGGUCAGUUUGUUAUCACCUUCCCCCAGGCUUACCACGCCGGCUUCAACCAUGGUUUCAACUUUAACGAGGCUGUCAACUUUGCCCCUUGUGACUGGGAACCCUUCGGGCUGGGCGGUGUGGAGAGACUGCAAGUAUUCAGGAGACAGCCAUGUUUCUCGCACGACGAGUUGUUGUGGACCGCCGCCGAAGGUACGACAAACAGCGGCUUGACGAUCCAGACGGCAAAAUGGCUUGCGCCCGCUCUCGAACGCAUCAAGAAACGAGAGUUCGCGCACCGGACCGAGUUCGUGGCAAAGCACCUCGAGCCACAGCUGCACGAUUGUGCGUUGGCUGGCAAAGAAGACACCUCCUGCCCUCUGAAAUUUGAAAUUGACGAUACGGACGUGCCCGAAGAGGAGUAUCAAUGCUCGUAUUGCAAAGCCUUUACGUACCUCUCUAGAUUCAAGUGCCUCAAGUCCGGCAAAAUUCUUUGCCUGGCACACGCGGGUUAUCAGCCAUGCUGCGAGUCAACCGAGCACCAGCGCUUCCACGGCGAAGGACAUGCUGUCAUCUACAGACAGUCCGAGGAGGACAUUGAAGCAACAUACGGCAAGGUUCUCGAAAAGGCGCGUACGCCAGAGGCCUGGGAAGAGAAGUACGACAAGCUUCUGGAAGAAGAGGCCACGCCUUCUCUUAAGACUCUUCGGAAUCUCCUACACGAGGGUGAGAAAAUACCCCAUGACCUACCCUCGCUCCCUUUGCUUCGGGAAUUUGUCGAUCGGUGCAACGAGUGGGUGGAGGAGGCCACCAACUACACGAUCCGGAAGCAGCAAAACAGGCGCAAGAGCGAAAAGUCCAUUCACAACCGAAAGAGCUCGCUGGACCAAAAGGAACGCGAUGCGCGCAAUGUUUCCAACGUGUACCGUCUUAUCAAUGAGGCGGAGCAAAUAGGAUUUGACUGCCCUGAGAUCACCCAGCUGAGGGAGCGGGUCGAGGCCAUCGAGGCCUUCCGAAAGAAUGCCGCUAAAGCGCUGGAACAGAUCCACCUCGCCGAGCUCUCCGAAAUCGAAGACCUACUUGAGGAGGGCCGGACUUUCAAUGUCGACACGCCAGAAGUCGACCGACUCUCGCGAGUCCUUGAACAACUCAAGUGGGGCGAGAAGGCUCGUAACAACCGAAACAGCCUCAUGUCACUCAACGAGGUGCGCGAGCUCAUCGACGAAGGAAAGAGAUUGGACAUUGCUCCAUACAACGAUCAUCUCGUCUACUACAUUGAACAGAUGACUGCUGGUCAACAAUGGGAGAAGAAGGCUAGAGAGUUGAUUAUCGCAGAGGUCAUCCAUUACCCACAGCUGGAGGCCUUAUCGGUGCAGGUCCAGGCCAAUUUCCUACCGGUCACUGCGGAAACCCUGAAUGCUGUCGACCAGAUUCUUUACAAGCAGAGGGAGGCACACCGUCAGAUCAUGGACUUGACUGAAAGAUCACGAGACCGGGACAUCCGCAAUCGACCCAAGUACGCAGAGGUGGCUGAGAUCAUGCGCCGACUCGACGAGCUGAAUUCGAAACCCAAUGGGACUUUGGACCUCGAGCGGGAGCAGAAACGUCACGAGGACUGGAUGCGAGAGGGUAAGAAGCUGUUUGGCAAAACCAACGCACCGCUCCAUAUUCUCAAGAGCCACAUGGACUACGUGUUGGAACGCAAUCAAGACUGCUUUGACAUUGUCAAUGACAAGCCUCGCAUGCCUGCUGAACCUGCAUCGAGGGAAGCCAGUCCCGACCAAAAGGUGCACCGUUGGGAGGACCCUCGGUUCCGCGAGGUAUUUUGCAUUUGCCGAAAGGUGGAGGCUGGCAUGAUGAUUGAGUGCGAGCUCUGUCAUGAAUGGUACCACGGCAAAUGUCUGAAGAUUGCUCGCGGCAAGGUCAAGGACGAAGACAAGUACACGUGCCCCAUUUGCGAUUGGCGGGUUAAGAUUCCGCGAGAUGCGGCGCGACCCAAGAUCGAAGAGCUCAUUGCUUGGUCUGAUAAGAUUCCCAGCCUCCCAUUCCAGCCCGAGGAGGAGGAGGUCCUUACCAAGAUCAUCGACAAUGCUCAGGACUUCAGAAACCACAUCACCGGCUACUGCAAUCCUGUGGUCUCCACUGAGUCUGAGGCGGACACCCAGCGCUUUUACUUGCGGAAGAUUGAAGGCGCUGAAAUCUUGCUUGCCUACGAGACCAACUUCUUCAGGCAAGAGUUGCACAAGUGGUGCCCUGUUGCACCAAACGCACCACCGGUUCUUGAGGUCUCCAAGAGUACUCGGAAGCCGCGACCGACCAAGCUUCAAAAGCUUUUGGCGCAGUUUGGGGUGGACGAUGCAGAGGACCUCCCGGAGAACAUGAAGGCCAAGGCUGCCAGCUUGAAGCGGAAGGCUCAGAAUGCCGAAGCCGCCGCUGCCGCCGCUGCAGCAGCGGCUGCCACUUCUGCGUCUGGCGCAACUGUGCUGCCACCUGGCCUUCAACAUGGCCACAGUCGGAAGUCGGAACAAUCGUCUGCAACGCCUCCUUCUACCUCCCACGGCAAUGUGGGCCGUCAAUCCAUUGGAAGCAAUCAUGAUCCCAUGGACAUUGACAGUGCUCCGACACUUCACCCAGGCCUCUUCAUGUCUAAUGGUGCACCGGGCCCCCAGCUUGUCGGCGGCAACUCUUCGAUGUCUCUUGAAGAACGCCUCCUCCAGGGUCAAGAAGAUGGGCUUAACCUGCACACCGAGGCUGGAAGGAACCACGCCCUUGACAUACUGCGUCGGACAGAAGUUGGCCGUAAGAGGGCAGUAGAGAUGUUCGGUCUCGACGUGUUCAAAGGGGACGUUGGCAUGCUCAACGGCAGGGAUGUUGCGCCCCAUUCACAAGAAGAUGAGCGAGUUGUGAACAAGAUGUUUGAUGACCUUACAAACCAAGAUGAUGACGAAGUCAAGAGGAAGCAGGAGACCUUUGAUGGCCCCAUCACAGCGGAGAGCCUUGAAAGACUUCUGGCCUGCUCCACCCUGCUUCAGCUUCUGAACUCUUCAUUGGCGACAAAGGCCAUUGAAACCAAAGGCUUGGAGUUUUAUUUCUUAUGUCUUGGCGUUUGUGGACAAGCUCUUGGAGCCCCUGUGAAGGAGGGGAAAGUAUCGAAUGGGUGGACUGUAUAA